Molecule: messenger RNA, 675 nt
Organism: Hydatigera taeniaeformis
Lineage: Eukaryota; Metazoa; Platyhelminthes; Cestoda; Cyclophyllidea; Taeniidae
Source: the annotation of a GenBank genome assembly
AUGAGUUCAAGAGCGGCUUUUCGAAGCAUUCCACAACCACCAGAGCGCCUAUCGAAAAAAAUCUGCUUUAUUCUUAACAACCUCACUGAACACAACCUAAAAAGCCAAACACAUGAGCUCAUGUCCCAACUGCCUCUUCACUUCAAUCGCUGGUUGGCCGAAUUCAUCAUAAGCAGAGUUGCGACCGAGUCGAAUCUGGUCGAUAUGUAUACCGAAUUCGUUUUACUUGCAACAAACCGUCAGAAUAAUUUUCGUCCGCUUAUUCUUGAUUUACUCACACGUGAGAUCGACUUUCUGCUACGACCAGGCCAACUGAACUCUACCAAUGGAAGAUCACUGAAAAAUUUCGGAGCUUUUCUUGGUCGCCUUACAUUGGCCAAGGGCAUAAAGCUUGGAGUUGACCUCAAGUCGCUUAUCUACGUGGCCUACAAGAACCGACCUGAAUCUUUGGAUUAUAUUGUCCCAUUCAUCUGCGAGCUGCUAAAGAACAUCAAGCACAGCGGUUCCUUCCGGGAACUGGACCCAUGGAUGCGAGAAAUAUUGGAGGUGACCAAGGAACUGCAUGAUAAUACUGACAAACUUCCCAUUCAAUUCGAGGUGGAACUCCUCUUCAGCUACCUAGAGUGCGACAUGAGUGAGAUUGCGACGGCCUUCUACUUGAGACGGAUAAAAUAA